GCAAGACAAGCGCUGAGAGCUCUGAAGGCGGUGGUGAGGAUUCAGGCGAUAUUCCGUGGGAGGCAAGUCCGGAAACAAGCAGAUGUGACACUAAGGUGUAUGCAAGCUCUUGUUCGAGUCCAAGCUCGUGUACGAGCUCACUGCAACAGGGCACCUUCAGAUGAACAAGAGUUGCAGAAACCAUCUGAGCAAAAAGAUGAUCCUGCAAAGCAAGCUGAGAAGGGUUGGUGUGAUAGCCCGGGAAGUAUAAAUGAAGUGAGAACUAAGUUACAGAUGAGACAAGAAGGAGCUCUUAAGAGGGAGAGAGCUAUGGUGUAUGCACUCACACACCAGCCAAGGACGUGUCCAAGUCCAAACGUGAAGGUGAACAAACAAGGGAGUGUUAAGAAGAAUCAAGGGUCGUGUAAGAGCAGUCCAGGAUGGAACUGGCUUGACAGAUGGGUUGCAGACAGGCCAUGGGAAGGUCGGUUGAUGGACUCAUCAGACAAUGCAAGGAAAAGUGAGAGCAGUGUGUCUGAACAUGACGCAGUUCAAGUCAGGAAGAACAAUCUCUCAACCAGAGUGAUGGCUAGACCUCCUCCUCCGGUGUCGUCAUCUGCCACGAGUUCUGAGUCUUCGUCGACAUCUCAGUCCCCAGUUCCUUACUCUGGAAGUUUCCUUGAGGAAGGAGGGUACUACAGAAAGCCGAGCUACAUGAGCCUGACACAAUCUAUCAAAGCUAAGCAGAGACGAUCUCCUUCUUCAUCCUCUUGUUCCAAAACACCGUUUGAGAAGAAACAGUCCAUGUCUUUCAACGGAGAUGUAAAUUUAAGGCGUAGUGGUGGUUCGGAUCCAUCAAGCAACCAGUGGACUGAUCUAUAUCCACCGGCUCAAGUAACAGGGAGGCAUAUGUGGGCAAAGAGCCAGCGAGGCUAA
Molecule: messenger RNA, 915 nt
Organism: Microthlaspi erraticum
Lineage: Eukaryota; Viridiplantae; Streptophyta; Magnoliopsida; Brassicales; Brassicaceae
Source: the annotation of a GenBank genome assembly